AUGGCAAGGGGAAAGAGAAAGGGAUCAAAAGAUACAAUAAUGGAGGCCGGCAAGUUGCACAUAAUGAUGUUCCCAUGGUUGGCAUUCGGUCACAUUAUUCCAUACUUGGAGCUCGCCAAGCUCAUCGCCGGCAAGGGCCAUCGCAUCUCCUUCAUCUCCACUCCCGGAACAUCGACCGCCUUCCCGAACUCCCCCAGAUCUCUCUCCCCUCAUCACACUCAUCAAGCUUCCUCUUCCACCUCAUGCCAAUCUCCCCAAGGUGCCGAGUCCACCACCGACAUCUCCUACGACAAGGUCAAGCACCUCAAGAUCUCCUACGACGGCCUCCGAGAACCCUUUGCUCAGCUUCUCCGAUCGUCCUCUCCCGACUGGUUGUUCUUUGAUUUUACUUCUUACUGGGUACCGACCGUCGCCGCCGAGAUUAGUAUCCCCACAGCAUUCUUUUUCAUAUUCAACGCUGCUUUCUCCGCGUUUUUGGGACCUGUCCCUGUGCUGAUGGGAACUGAAGAUUACCGCACCAAACCAGAGGAUUUCACUGUCGCGCCCAAGUGGAUUCCUUUUAAAUCAACUCUAAGGUAUUUGCCCUUUGAGAUCGCACGCAUUUUCAACGACAGUGUCUCAGGGAAUGACGAAAAUAUUUCGGAUAUUUUUCGCAUUGGAGCCGCCAUUAAGGGAUGUGACCUGGUGCUCCUCAAGAGCUGUUCCGAGUUUGAACCCGAAUGGUUUAAUCUCCUGGAAGAGCUUCACCAGAAACCGGUAAUUCCAACGGGGUUGCUUCCUGUCACGCCGGAUGACGGCAGCGACGGUGGCGUUGGGUGGAGGGAGAUCAAAGAGUGGCUUGAUGAGCAGGGGAAAGGGUCAGUGGUGUACGUCGCAUUCGGCAGCGAGGCAAAACUAAGUCAGGACGAGCUCACCCAGAUCGCGAAUGGCUUGGAGUUAUCCGGGUUACCAUUCUUUUGGGUGCUGAAGAAGCUAUCUGGAUUAGGCGAUGGAGAUGAGCAAAUCGAGCUCCCAGAUGGGUUGGAAGAGAGAACAAAGGACGAGGAAUGGUGUGGACGAGCUGGGCGCCUCAACCCAAGAUACUAA
Thlaspi arvense is the source of this 1086-nucleotide messenger RNA. The record is from the annotation of a GenBank genome assembly. NCBI's taxonomy places the organism in Eukaryota, Viridiplantae, Streptophyta, Magnoliopsida, Brassicales, Brassicaceae.